GUGGGAAACGUAAGCUGAGAACGCUUUCUCGACACGGGAUCGAUCGGUAGAGUCUCCGUUUAAACCGCGUUUCGCUAUUUUAUGACCCACAUGCGGACGGUGCUCGUCGGUCAGGGAGUCCAUGGGCCACACGUUAUUGGGCAUGGAUCCGUUUAACUCGUUUUAGGUGCUGUUACACUCGGUGACCCACGACUGUGAACCGAUUUUCGCAGCCUGACACUGGGCCCCAUGGAUGGACACCGGUGCGACGAUGAGAACGAGAAAGGAGUCAGUGUUGCGAAUUGUAACAAGGGCUCGUCGAGACGGGGCGCGGCGACAUCCUUUGGCUUUCGACGAAGGAUAGCCACCGGCAUCCCAAUGGCGAUAGCGAAUUACUCGACGGACACUAGUUUGCUUCAUCCACGCUCAAAAUCGGCCGGCCCGGAGCAGAGUCGUAGAUGCGACGAAGACACCGUAGGCACGGUUCGUAAUUUAUCAUCGGGCCGAUCAACACCUAGACUCGCACCACCUAAAAAAGACGCCAGCGGAGUUGCCGUGAGAACAAAUCGAUUCGGAUACAAGCAGCCGCAGGUGAAAUUCACGAACAAAGUUGGGGACGUCUGCAGUAGUCAUACCGUCAGUCACUAUAAUCAAGAGAAACUGCAACAACAUCAGCAAGAGAAUGUUCCGAAACAGACGCACAGGACAGCCAUGGUCUGCAAUAUGGUGCCAGCCUCGAAGGUCAGGUCUCCUGCGCACACCGUUACCGCAUACACCAAUGUCGGUAACUCUCAUACAGACGGGAAUCGAAAACCAUCGGGGAUUCCUGAGCCGAUUGGCAGGUACACACUGCAUACCAGUCAUUUGCCGCUACCUCAGUACGCUGUCAGAAUGACGAACGCGAACUCGAAGACCGCGAAAACUGCGGCGAAUCAGAGCAGAAAGGUUUCCGCGGCAUCGAAAAGUUCCGCGAGCUCUAAGGAAGGGUCCAGUACCGAGGACUCUGGUGUAGGAAGCCAGCAGGGUUGCAUGGUGGACGAUUCUUCCCGGGGUUUCGAUUACACGCACGGAUCUCCGAGCAGGAGACGAGGAAUAGGCAGACCUAGAAAUCUAAGGAUGGUUGUGAACGGGAAGAGCUUCGACGUCAGAGACGUCAGGGAUGAUGAUAGCACGGUCACUGAAAUAUCUGUUAUACCGUUACCGAAAACGUUCACCACCGCCAGCACCGGACUGGUGCGGGAACGGGCGACACAGUAUCAAAGAAUCAUGAACAAGGACAAUAGACAUACCGAGUCAACAACUUCUAUGUCUACCACAUCGUCGGAAGGAUACGACGAAGGUCUUGGCGAGGAGAAGGUUUACAAAGACAGAUCACGCACGGAGAAAAUUCCUUCUAUUAAAUCAGACUUCAGUCCACCUAGCUCGGAUGAUCCUGAAUACGGACACGGUGAAGCUAUGGCCGAUGAAUAUUCAUUGAGCUCGAACGACGAGUGCCAACGGUCCAGUUCUGCGCACCAUCUGCAAGUUACGUCGAACACAGCCAAGAACGGGACGCUACCAAAAGCUUCUUUGCGAUCGGUGUUGCUUACCAUCGAGGAUCCUGCAUUUGCAGCUGCUGCAGCAACAUCGACGACAUUGAUAGACGACGAGACCUCUCCCGUCGACAGUCUUUUCGACAGUCUGACAACCAGUAUUACUCAAUCAGACGUUAAAGUUCCUAGAAAGGAGCAUCCGAUGGAACAGUCUGGGAAUACUAUAGACGAUGAUAGUCCCGGGACACCUACCAACGCUUCGAAUUCGUUGAGUUUAUCAGAGGGUAGAGAGUACUUCGACGACGAGAUCGCCGAUCAACCUGGGCUUGUUUUCGAUGAGAACUCGAGGGCCGGAGCCGAGGCACAGUCCAUUGUGGCGAGCCAGCUUGUCACUGAGAAUAGUCACACUUUGGUUGAGUCUAGUCCUAAAGCAGCCGCAGGAUACAGUAAGAACGCGACAAAUAGCCCGCACCAUGGGAAACGAAUCAGUCGAGCAGGCAGCGUCGACACCUUGUCCCCUUGUGAAUCAAUCGCUUCCGAUGACUUGAUAUUGGAUUACGAACAGAGCGAUGCGAGUUCCUACGACGAGCAACAUCGGGUGGCUUCAACCGCGGCGUUGCAGGAUAUGGACGACGCCACCAUUCUCUCUGAAUUGGAAGCACAAGGUGAACAAGUGAUGAGACAGUGGAGCUCUCUGUUGGGUGCAUGCCAAACGCUGCAGCAAACUAAUAAUUCAAACACUGUUAAUAACAAUCUGAACGGUGAAUCGGCCAAUAACAAUAAUCAAGCAGCCAACGAAAUGGGGCACGAAUGUGAUAAAACGAAUAAGAUAUGGCGGAGUAGGUCUGUAACUGAUUCGCCACGUUUUGGAGACGGCACGCGAAACCGUCAGUUCUCGAGUCCUUUAAGAACGUCAAGAAACGUCCAGUCGCCAAUUAUCGACAAUAUAAAUGAGCCUGAUACUCGAAUCGAUGGAGAUAUGUAUACAGACAUGUUUCAAGACAUUGUUUCUAUAAAAACAAUGCUCCUGAAAUUGCGACGACUGCUUCAGGAGUCAGAAGAGAACGGUUUGACGAGGGUUGAAACUCUCACCCCAUUCGAUAAUAAUGUAAAGAAUGGUCUCUUCUACAAUCUGAAUGAAGGGAAUACAACGGAUGUUAGUACUUCCCCAGGAAGCGGAGACAGCAGUAUCGCGGACGAAUUGGCCGAUUUACGCAGGCAGGUUGUCUUCUUACAAGGCCAAGUGGAAGACAAAGACCGAACUAUACAAUUACUACAGUUUCAAAUGUCAAAGCUUCAAGGACCUAACAGCGUCAGAAGACAAAAUUGUACUUCCACGGACAAUUGUAAUGCUGCGACACAAACUGACAAGACACGCCCAGGGUCAGCAGGGUCACUCCUACAAACACUACCUAGGGACGGUGUUAUGGGGCCUCUAGUUAGCUUCAGGAUCGGGAAGCCAUGUACGCUGGAGUGACUCGUGGAACCGGUUGGACUGAUUUCUCAACAAUUGGAUUUGGACACCCGCAACUAGCAGGCGCUAUGAGUAGAAGACGCUAUUAAGGUGCCCAACUGAAAUCCACCAAUUACAACCUUAUAGGCAAUAGACGACUUUUUAGUAGCGACAAAACACAUUUACAUCAGGGAUACGUAAUAGCGGCUGUCAGUGUUACGCACACGACAUCCUGAGAUAAUCCCUACUCUCAUAUAACUAUUUACUCUUGCCGUUGCUCUCGGACAACAGAAGACGCUUGCUUGUCUCGCAAGGAGAGGGCCCCGACAUUGGAUCGCCGGUUU
Dufourea novaeangliae is the source of this 3308-nucleotide messenger RNA. RefSeq lists its product as uncharacterized. The transcript is spliced from 14 exons. The coding region runs from base 229 to 2988 and encodes 919 amino acids. The record is from RefSeq and is a predicted model, not a curated record. NCBI's taxonomy places the organism in Eukaryota, Metazoa, Arthropoda, Insecta, Hymenoptera, Halictidae.